Molecule: messenger RNA, 8048 nt
Organism: Myxocyprinus asiaticus (Chinese sucker)
Lineage: Eukaryota; Metazoa; Chordata; Actinopteri; Cypriniformes; Catostomidae
Biological process (GO): regulation of transcription by RNA polymerase II
Molecular function (GO): RNA polymerase II cis-regulatory region sequence-specific DNA binding; DNA-binding transcription factor activity
Source: RefSeq, a predicted model, not a curated record
CCGGCAUAAAACAAGAUGAAAGAAGAGCUGAUAAUCCGAGAGCCCAGUUCGAUGUUCAUCAUGAGAGAGCAGGUGGAUGUGAUCUUCUGUAAAUCAGUAGGAACUGAUCUGUCCAUGCUGGAUAUUGAUGAUUUCAUCACAGAAAUCUCUCAGCUGAAGAAAGAGGUGACGUCACUGAAGAAAGAGGUGACGUCACUGAACGCAAAGCUGAUGGAGAGAGAUGACAGGUUACAGGAGCUGGAAAAGGUUUCCUGUCAAUCUUCAGUGUGUGUGACUGAUGGGACCUCCACAGAAUGUCAGGAUUCAGUGUGGAGCGGCAGAGAUCAGUCCACACCACAGCGGCUGCUGGACAAACUCUCUGAACAGAGAUCCAGAGACACACAGGACUCACAGCUCACUUUACUCUGUUCUACUGAUGCUCAGGAGAGUGUGUGUGACAGUAAUCAGGGUGAUCAAACCUCCACAGAGUCUCUGACUUCUGUCUGUAAUGCUGGAGAACAGCAGAUGCUGCAGACACCAGUGAAGAUUGAAGUGAAGCUGGUGGAGAUAAAAGAAGAAAACACAGCAGAGGAACAACAGAGUGAUGAAGAUCAUGAUGAGACAUCAACAGAGGAACAACAGAGUGACGAAGAUGAUGAUGAACAGCAGAUGCUGCAGACACCAGUGAAGACUGAAGUGAAGCUGUUGGAGAUAAAAGAAGAAAACACAGCAGAGGAACAACAGAGUGAUGAAGAUGAUGAUGAGACAUCAACAGAGGAACAACAGAGUGAUGAAGAUGAUCAGCAGAUGCUGCAGACACCAGUGAAGAUUGAAGUGAAGCUGGUGGAGAUAAAAGAAGAAAACGCAACAGAGGAACAACAGAGUGAUGAUGAUGAUGAGACAUCAACAGAGAAAGAACAGAGUGAUGAAGAUGAUGAGGAUUUCAUUCCUUUAGAGCUGAUGGAAGAGCAAGAGGAACAUCAAGAACUGAAUGAAGUGGAGGAGAAACAUCAGUAUCAGAAACAUCAUGAUUUUAUAAUUGGAGAAAAGACAGAAAAUAAUUUCUCACCAAAAAAGCCUCAAAGAAGAGCACCCAAAAAUACUUUCACCUGCUCUCAGUGUGGAAAGAGUUUCAAAUGUAAAAGCAGUCUUAAUAAACACAUGAGAGUUCAUACUGGAGAGAAACCUUACAAGUGCUCACACUGUGAAAAGAGUUUCACUCUGUCAAACAGCUUGAGAUCACACGAGAGAAUUCAUACUGGAGAGAAACCUUACAAGUGCUCACACUGUGGAAAGAGUUUCAUUCAGUCAGAAAGCCUGAAAACACAUGAGAGAAUUCAUACUGGAGAGAAACCAUACAAGUGCUCACACUGUGGAAAGAGUUUCAUUCAGUCACAAAACCUGAAAACACACGAGAGAAUUCAUACUGGAGAGAAACCUUACAAGUGCUCACAAUGUGAAAAGAGUUUCUCUCUGUCAAACAGCUUGAGAUCACACGAGAGAAUUCAUACUGGAGAGAAACCUUACAAGUGCUCACACUGUGGAAAGAGUUUCACUCAGUCAGACCAUUUAAAAUCACAUGAGAGAAUUCAUACUGGAGAGAAACCUUACAAGUGCUCACACUGUGAAAAGAGUUUCACUCGGUCAGAAAGCCUGAAAACACAUGAGAGAAUUCAUACUGGAGAGAAACCAUACAAGUGCUCACACUGUGAAAAGAGUUUCACUCUGUCAAACAGUUUGAGAUCACACGAGAGAAUUCAUACUGGAGAGAAACCUUACAAGUGCUCACAAUGUGAAAAGAGUUUCAUUCAGUCAGAAAGCCUGAAAACACAUGAGAGAACUCAUACUGGAGAGAAACCAUACAAGUGCUCACACUGUGGAAAGAGUUUCAUUCAGUCACAAAACCUGAAAACACACGAGAGAAUUCAUACUGGAGAGAAACCUUACAAGUGUUCACAAUGUGAAAAGAGUUUCUCUCUGUCAAACAGCUUGAGAUCACACGAGAGAAUUCAUACUGGAGAGAAACCUUACAAGUGCGCACACUGUGGAAAGUGUUUCACUCAGUCAGACCAUUUAAAAACACAUGAGAGAAUUCAUACUGGAGAGAAACCUUACAAGUGCUCUCACUGUGAAAAGAGUUUCACUCGGUCAGAAAGCCUGAAAACACAUGAGAGAACUCAUACUGGAGAGAAACCAUACAAGUGUUCACACUGUGGAAAGAGUUUCAUUCAGUCACAAAACCUGAAAACACACGAGAGAAUUCAUACUGGAGAGAAACUUUACAAGUGCUCACAGUGUGAAAAGAGUUUCACUCUGUCAAACAGCUUGAGAACACAUGAGAGAAUUCAUACUGGAGAGAAACCUUACAAGUGCUCACACUGUGGAAAGAGUUUCACUCAGUCAAACAGCUUGAAAUCACACGAGAGAAUUCAUACUGGAGAGAAACCUUACAAGUGCUCACACUGUGGAAAGAGUUUCACUCUGUCAAACACCUUGAGAUCACACGAGAGAAUUCAUACUGGAGAGAAACCUUACAAGUGCUCACACUGUGAAAAGAGUUUCAUUCAGUCAAACAGCUUGAGAUUACAUGAAAGAAUUCAUACUGGAUAUGAGAACACAUGGUGUGAUCGCGUUGUUGCUUUGAGAAUAAACUUCCAAAGAGACUUGGUUGAGACCAGCAUGAGCGUGUUUAAAAGUAAAGAAAGAAAUGAGAGUGGUUUAUCAGUGACGAGGAUUAAUAUGACCUUAUUUACCCUGCAGUUGUACAACCCCAAAACCGAAAAAGUUGGGACAUGCUCACACUGUGGAAAGAGUUUCAUUCAGUCACAAAACCUGAAAACACACGAGAGAAUUCAUACUGGAGAGAAACCUUACAAGUGUUCACAAAGUGAAAAGAGUUUCUCUCUGUCAAACAGCUUGAGAUCACACAAGAAUACUAGAGAGAAACCUUACAAGUGCGCACACUGUGGAAAGUGUUUCACUCAGUCAGACCAUUUAAAAACACAUGAGAGAAUUCAUACUGGAGAGAAAUCUUACAAGUGCUCUCACUGUGAAAAGAGUUUCACUCGGUCAGAAAGCCUGAAAACACAUGAGAGAACUCAUACUGGAGAGAAACCAUACAAGUGCUCACACUGUGGAAAGAGUUUCAUUCAGUCACAAAACCUGAAAACACACGGGAGAAUUCAUACUGGAGAGAAACUUUACAAGUACUCACAAUGUGAAAAGAGUUUCACUCUGUCAAACAGCUUGAGAACACAUGAGAGAAUUCAUACUGGAGAGAAACCUUACAAGUUGCUGAGCUGCCUUCAUCGGUCGCCUUUAUUUCUCGCUCGCCUCAUCAGGCUGAUUGGGGUCUGGGCGUCUGUCAUUCCGCCCGGCCCUGCCCUUCUCCACGCUACACUCCUUAAUGCGUUGCCUCAGGCCGGGGAGCUCCCGCUGAAGAAAGAGGUGACGUCACUGAAGACGAAGCUGAUGGAGACAGAACUCGUUUCACGCUGUACCUGUUUUGAGCGAGUUAAAGCUGAGAUGCUGGAAAAGGUUUCCUGUCAAUCUUCAGUGUGUGUGACUGAUGGGACCUCCACAGAAUGUCAGGAUUCAGUGUGGAGCGGCAGAGAUCAGUCCACACCACAGCAGCUGCUGGACAAACUCUCUGAACAGAGAUCCAGAGACACACAGGACUCACAGCUCACUUUACUCUGUUCUACUGAUGCUCAGGAGAGUGUGUGUGACAGUAAUCAGGGUGAUCAAACCUCCACAGAGUCUCUGACUUCUGUCUGUAACACUGGAGAACAGCAGAUGCUGCAGACACCAGUGAAGAUUGAAGUGAAGCAGGAGGAGAUAAAAGAAGAGGAGCACAGUGAUGAAGAUGAUGAUGAACAGCAGAUGCUCCAGACACCAGUGAAGAUUGAAGUGAAGCAGGAGGAGAUAAAAGAAGAAAACACAGCAGAGGAACAACAGAGUGAUGAAGAUGAUGAUGAACAGCAGAUGCUGCAGACACCAGUGAAGAUUGAAGUGAAGAUGGUGGAGAUAAAAGAAGAAAACACAGCAGAGGAACAACAGACUGAUGAUGAAGAUGAUGAUGAACAGCAGAUGCUGCAGACACCAGUGAAGAUUGAAGUGAAGCUGGUGGAGAUAAAAGAAGAAAACACAACAGAAGAACAACAGAGUGAUGAUGAUGAUGAGACAUCGACAGAGAAAGAACAAAGUGAUGAAGAUGAUGAGGAUUUCAUUCCUUUAGAGCUGAUGGAAGAGCAAGAGGAACAUCAAGAACUGAAUGAAGUGGAGGAGAAACAUCAGUAUCAGAAACAUCAUGAUUUUAUAACUGGAGAAAAGACAGAAAAUAAUUUCUCACCAAAAAACCCUCAAAGAAGAGCAGCCAAAAAUACUUUCACUUGCUCUCAGUGUGGAAAGAAUUUCAAAUGUAAAAGCAGUCUUAAUAAACACAUGAGAGUUCAUACUGGAGAGAAACCAUACAAGUGCUCACACUUUGAAAAGAGUUUCACUCUGUCAAACAGCUUGAGAUCACACGAGAGAAUUCACACUGGAGAGAAACCAUACAAGUGCUCACACUGUGGAAAGAGUUUCACUCAGUCAGACCACCUAAAAACACACGAGAGAAUUCAUACUGGAGAGAAACCAUACAAGUGCUCACACUGUGGAAAGAGUUUCACUCAGUCACAAACCCUGAAAACACAUGAAAGAAUUCAUACUGGAGAGAAACCAUACAAGUGCUCACACUGUGAAAAGAGUUUCACUCUGUCAAACAGCUUGAGAUCACACAAGAGAAUUCAUACUGGAGAGAAACCUUACAAGUGCUCACACUGUGGAAAGAGUUUCACUCGGUCAGGCCGCCUAAAAACACACGAGAGAAUUCAUACUGGAGAGAAACCUUACAAGUGCUCACAUUGUGGAAAGAGUUUCAUUCAGUCAGAAAGCCUGAAAGCACAUGAGAGAAUUCAUACUGGAGAGAAACCUUACAAGUGCUCACACUGUGAAAAGAGUUUCACUCGGUCAGGCCGCCUAAAAUCACACGAGAGAAUUCAUACUGGAGAGAAACCAUACAAGUGCUCACAUUGUGGAAAGAGUUUCACUCAGUCACAAACCCUGAAAACACACGAGAGAAUUCAUACUGGAGAGAAACCUUACAAGUGUUCACACUGUGGAAAGAGUUUCACUCAGUCAAUCAGCUUGAGAUCACACGAGAGAAUUCAUACUGGAGAGAAACCUUACAAGUGCUCACACUGUGAAAAGAGUUUCACUCAUUCACAAAACCUGAAAAAACACGAGCGACUUUAUACUGGAGAGAAACCUUUCAAGUGCUCACACUGUGAAAAGAGUUUCACUCAAUCAAACAGCUUGAUUACACGAAAGAAUUCAUACUGGAUAGUCUUGUCUAAUGGGCUAGUUGCACAAGACGAUGCCUGUGAGCUUUCACCACAUGACUGUGUGCAUGUUUACAUCUGGUUGUAUGAGCGCUCAGUGAAACUGAGUGAGAACACACGGUGUGAUCGCGCUGUUGCUUUGAGAAUAAACUUCCAAAGGAGACUUGGUUGAGACCAGCAUGAGCGUGUUUAAAAGUAAAGAAAGAAAUGAGAGUGGUUUGUUUAUCAGUGACGGUAGAUAACAUUCACUUUACAUUGUUGUGUGCCUCAACCAGCAGUGACGAGCUGACCAGCGGUAUGAAGUAAAUAGUGUUAAAAUUGUAGGUAACACUUUACAAUAAGGUUCUGUACAUCAACAUGCAGUAACUAACAUGAAAUAACAACUAACAAUACAGCAUUUAUUAACCUUGAUUUAUGUUCAUUUCUAUCUAUACAUUUACAUGGGACACAUGAACAAAUGGUUAACAAUAAACAAUAAUAUAUUUCAAUAAAACAUCAACCUAGAUUAAUGCUCUAAUAGUUAUAAUUGUAAGUUUAUUAUUCCAAAUGCAUUAACCAAUUUUUACGAAUUGAACCUUAUUGUAAAGUGUUACCAAAAUGUUGCAUCUGUAAUCAGAUGUAAGACACAAACAGAAAUUGUAACUUUAUAAAUGUGUUGGUUGUUGUCCAACAGAGGAUUAAUAUGACCUUAUUUACCCUGCAGUUGUACAACCCCAAUUCCAAAAAAGUUGUAUGGACAGUAAGGAAAAUGCUAAUAAAAACAGAAAUGAGUGAUUUGUAAAUUAUAUUCACCCUUUGCUAUAUUGAAAGCACUACAACUACACAUUAUAUGAUGUUUUAACCUGUGAAUUUCUUUGUUUUUUUUAAAUGUACAGUAAUUUCAAAUCAGAUGAUUGCAACAAGCUCCAAAAAAGUUGGGACAGUCGAGUGUUUACCAUUGUGAAACAUCAUAAUUUCUUCUAAUAACACUUUUUAAGCAUUUAGGCAUUGAAGACACAAUUUUGUUAAGUUUAGAAAGUGGAAUUUUCCCCCAUUCAUCCAUUAUGUAGGUGUUUAGCUGCACAAAUGUAUGGGGUCUUCGUUGCCGUAUUGUGCGCUUCAUAAUGCGCCACACAUUCUCAAUUGGAGACAUGUAAGGACUGCAGACAGGCCAAUCUAGCACCCGCACACUCUGUUUACACAGUCAUGCACUUUUAAUCUAGGCAGUAUGUGGGUUGAUGUUGUCAUGCUUCAAACAACAUACUGAUGAAAAUGCAGGGACAUCCCUGGGAAAGACGGUGCUGGAUUGCAGUAUAUGUUGAUCCAAAAUGUAUACAUAUCUGUCUGCAUUCAUGAUGUUUUCAUAGAUGUGUGAGUUACCCAUGCCAUGGACACUGACACAGCCCUGGCCCAUACAGACACUGGCUGCUAAUAACAGCUUGGGUGGUCCUUUUCCUCUUUGGCCUGGAUAACAUGACAACUGUGUUUUUCAAAAACUUUUUGAAAUGUGGACUCUUCUGACCAAAAAAACACAGAUCCACGGUUCUACUUUCCAUCUAAGAUGAGACUGAGCCCAGAGAAGUCGGCAGCGCUUCUGGACAGUGUUGAUGUAGGGCUUAUGCUUUGAUAGUUAAGUCUUAACUGGCAUCUGUGGAUGCAGUGGCGAAUGGUGUUGACUAACAAAGGUUUACUAAAGUUAUCCCAGCCCGUGUGUGAUCUCUGAUCCUUCAAGACAGUGAUGUCUGAGGGAUCGGAGAUCACGCGCAUUCAGAAGCUGUUUUCAUCUUGCCCUUUACACAUAGUGAUUUGACCAGAUUCCUUGAAUCUUUUAACUAUAUUGUGCACUGUAGAGGGUGAAAUGCCCCAAAUCCUUCCAAUUUGCCUUUGGAGAACUUUCUCAAAGUGCUGGAUUAUUUGCUGAAGCAUCUCUUGGCAAAUUGACAAGUAUCGAACGAUCCUUGCUCUUAAAGGACUAGGCUGUUUUUGGAGGCUCCAAAAACAGCCUAGUCCUUUAAGAGAUGUUUAACAUCUCCUAUUUCACAUCGCCUUGUUAUUUCAACUUGUCACGUUGUUAUUAGUUUUAAAUUGCCCCUGUCUCAACUUUUUUGGAGCGUGUUGCAAUCGUCUGAUUUGAAAUUACUGUACGUUUAAAAAAACAAAACAAACCAAUGAAAUUCACAAGGUAAAACAUCAUAUAAUGUGUAGUUGUAGUGCUUUCAUUAUAGCAAAGGCUGAAUAUAAAUUACAAAUCACUCCUUUUUGUUUUUAUUCACAUUUUUCAUACUGUCCCAACUUUUUUGGAAUUAGGGUUGUAUAUUCAUCUUCAGAUUGUAUAUCUUACUGAAUCUGUAUCCAAGCCUAGCAUUAUUUAUUCAUGUUCACAGAAACUUAGAUGAGCUACUGAAGUUUAUUAUUGUUCUUACCUUCAUAGUCAUCGAUGUAACUGCAUACAUACUGUAACGUGUUGACAUGUUGUUUAUGGUCUUAUUCUAACUGAUAAGAGAAAUUUGUGUUAUGCAUUUUACUGGGUUGUAAUGUCUUGCAUUGAUAGCUGUUCCUGAAUGUUUAGUGUAUGUAUGUGUGCAAUGGGAGACUGUGCAGAAGGGGUUCACCGCAGUUUUUAAGUGUGCUUCUCUAAACAAUUACAGAGUGUAUGGCGUGGCUGUGGCCGACAACAGCCUUUAAUAAACACACUGUUUAUGAGAUCGA